GAUGUUUGGGUACCAUCGUGAUUUGUUCGCUAUGUGGUCAACAAGAAUAUUGAAGCUGGUAGGUAUUUUUAUUCUAUCUGCCUUGGGGCUGGAGUUAAUGGCUGUUUUGUUGCGGUACAAUAGGAAGAAGCGCACGAAACUGCAAGAAGUACUGUUUUUCCCGAGUCGGGUCACUUGUGUUUACCCAUCUCUGUACGUGGAGAGCGGGAAAUGUGGCUGUAAAAGGUCCCACGCGGACAGCUCCAUAAUGCGUCUCAUCCGGCACCUGUUGUCGACCCGCCAAAGUCUGGACCUGUGUUUGUUCUCCUUCACGGACACAGAGUUGAGCAGCACUGUUGUACUGUUGCACCAGAGGGGAGUGCGGGUGCGGGUCAUCGCAGACUCGAAUUAUAUGGCACUCAACGGCUCGAAGAUUGGUAUUUUAAGGAAAGCUGGUAUCCCAGUUCGACAUGACCAGAGUAGGGCCUACAUGCAUCACAAAUUUGCAGUAAUCGAUAAAACAGUCCUUCUCACAGGCUCCUUGAAUUGGACAUCUCAGGCUCUCCUAGAAAACAGAGAGAACCUGCUUAUUACAAAUGAUGAAGCUUUAGUGAAGCCUUUUCUUGAUCAGUUUGAAGAGUUAUGGGAAGAAUAUGACCCAACAAAGUAUAACUUUUGAAGACUUAAAUGAAUGAAACCAUUGCUACUCAUGUAUGUGGGAGAUAAUUUUCAGUUUACGUAACACACAUAUAAAUUUGGAAACUUUUGCAUCCUGUUUACAACUGGCUUUUAAAUAUAAUCAUCUUUCAAUAUUUUAUUACAGCCUGAUAAUUGGCCAUUGAUAGUUGAGUUUAAGUAAGGAUUUUUCCAUUUGAAAUAGUAUAUUUUUGUAGUUUAGAUUAAAGGAUGUGGUAAUUCACAAAGUAGACAAGACCAGUAUGUUUAAAAAGCUGGUUGGUUGUAUGUCAGAUAAAUUUACAAACAGCAGCUGCAGGUGUUCUACCACCACAUUUUUGUUCAUUAAGAUGAAUUUUAGUUCAUAAGUUCAACAUGAAUCUGCAGAAAUGUUGUUGACCAGUUUUGACAGUCAAUAUAAUUUAAAAAUAUUAA
Messenger RNA from Protopterus annectens (West African lungfish), 1089 nucleotides. RefSeq names its product phospholipase D family member 6 (gene PLD6). The transcript is spliced from 2 exons. Lineage: Eukaryota; Metazoa; Chordata; Ceratodontiformes; Protopteridae. Gene Ontology annotation, molecular function: RNA endonuclease activity producing 5'-phosphomonoesters, hydrolytic mechanism. The coding region runs from base 2 to 658 and encodes 218 amino acids. Gene Ontology annotation, cellular component: mitochondrion. Gene Ontology annotation, biological process: piRNA processing. The record is from RefSeq and is a predicted model, not a curated record.